AUGAUGUCCCCUGUUGGGAAGGAAACAUCUUCUUUGGAAGCACUGGGGGAAAGAGCCUUUCUGGACCUGCUCUUGGCAGCGGGGCAUCCUGGUGUAGGAGCUGGCGGGAGAGUGCAGCUUUUGCUUCGGAAUAUCCACCCUGAUGAUCUGGUGUGGACAACAGCUACCGGUGCCCUCCCGACCUUCACCUCUCAGGUCGGUUGUGCGGCGCAUUCCGAGCGCGUGGGGUUCCACCCGAGCGGCGGAGCUGCGCAGGCCGCCCCAUUUUCCCUAAAGUUUCCCCGUCCCCAAAGCGGGAGGGGGCCGGGUUUUGCCAGGGAUUGCGGCAGAGCGCGGUCACUGCCAGCUCGUCACCUCCCGACCCACUCCAGGCACCUUCCCUCCCGCCGCGUUUCGCCCUCUUCGCUGCGCGAAGGCUGCGCGGGUGCUGCGCGGGCUGAGCCACCGCCCAGCUGCCGCCCCGCCCCGCCCCGCCUGGGUACCGCGGAGGGAAACGAGGAAACUCCUCCGCCGAAGCCACCGCUCAACAGCUGCCACCUCUGUCCCUUCCCGAGGCUCGCACAGGAGCGGGAGACGUAG
Molecule: messenger RNA, 579 nt
Organism: Neopsephotus bourkii (Bourke's parrot)
Lineage: Eukaryota; Metazoa; Chordata; Aves; Psittaciformes; Psittacidae
Exons: 2
Coding region: 1-579 (192 amino acids)
Source: RefSeq, a predicted model, not a curated record